Symbiodinium natans is the source of this 7707-nucleotide messenger RNA. The record is from the annotation of a GenBank genome assembly. NCBI's taxonomy places the organism in Eukaryota, Dinophyceae, Suessiales, Symbiodiniaceae.
AUGUCGGCAGUACCUGGCGGUGCGGGCGAGUCUUUCUAUGAGUCCUUCGGCAAGUUACCUCGCAGAGAUGUGAAUGCUGGAGGGCACGAUCAGGCGGAGGUGGAUUCAGAACGGAGACAGUGGAUAUGGAGUGGGAGCCAGGAUCGAUCCUGGUGGGGGCACUCCUGGGGCAGCGGCCAGUGGGUAGCCCGCGACUGGGGUCGAGGCUACGACGGUCAAGAACGACAAGUGAGCAAGGGCGAGACCUGGGGAACUACGGCCUCCCUGGGAUCAGGCUCUGUGGAUGAUGGCGGCGAUCGAGAUGUACGACGAGCAGUACCUGAAGGAUGGCAGCCACAGAAGCUCGGCUCCGAAACGGGAGCUCCACGUGGUGAUCUCGGCCGUGGGCCUUCCGAGAAGAUGGUGGUUCCCUCUUUCUCCGGUUCGUUGGAACCGGGCUCGGGCGAGGACUUGGGGGCCACGGCAUGUUCGUACUUACGCCAGGUUGCUGCGUGGAGGAGGAUGACGCGCCUGGGGAAGAGCCAACAGGCGUUGACGCUCUACCAGGCCGACCAGGCCCUGACCGGAAAAGCUUGGGCGGAUGCAGAGCGUCUGGACAUGGACAGGUUGGCCAGCGAUGACGGAAUCGAGUACUACAUCUCUUGGGUCAAAGACAGAUACUUAGAUGUCCAGGUGACGCAGGUGGGGAGGAGCUUGAGCGACUUCUUCCGUCGCCUCAAAAGGCGUGGGGGGCAGUCCAUUCGGGACUACAUGAGCGACUUCGACCGCGCCUUGGCUCGACUCAAUGAAUGUGGGUGCGUGCUCCCGGACUUGGCAGCGGCUUGGGUCUUCGUGGAUCGGAUGGAGCUGGAGGAAGGGGCCGAGCUCAACCUCCUCGCUUCGGUGGGCAACCAGUACAACUUGAAGGCCUUGCAGCAGGCGGCGAUCGUUCAGGACAGAGCCCUCAGGAAGCCAUGGGAGGGCCAAGGUCGUGGAGACAGGAACAACAAGCGUGAAUGGUGGCCCAAGAAAAUCCAGUCGGCGAACAUGGCGGAUGCUCCGGAGACGAUGGAGGACGCGGACGACAGCCCAGGAGAUGAUGGCGACCAGGCCGUGCCAGAGGCGGUGGCAGCCGAGUACUAUGAGGCGUACAUCACUCAUGAGUCUGCGAAGAACAAGUACAAGGCAAGCCUCCAACUUCGGGGCAGUGAUCCCGAAACGAUGCGGGAGUUGGCAGCCCAGAAGCUGAGUGCUGCCAAAAGCAAAAGUUUCUGCGCUGGGUGCCAUCGCCGAGGCCACUGGCAUAAAGAUGCCUGCUGCCCCUUGAAUAAGGGAAAGGAUGGAGGCAAUGCGGCAAGCUCGUCUACAGGGGCUACAACUUCUGGGACUCCACCUGGCGGCAAAGGCGCUGGGCCAAGGUCGAGCUACGCGUGCCACGUCGUCCAUGUGACUUGGGACCUUGAGAACGACAAAGGGCCCUCCACCUUGGCAGCGAUCACAGACACAGCUUGCUCGAAGUCGGUUGCUGGCCUCCCUUGGAUCGAGCACUACAUCACAGCAGCUGAGCAGGCGGGGUACCGGCCGAUCAUCCUGGAGUGCAAGGAGUCUUUCAAGUUUGGCGCCUCCCGUGUGUUCGAGGCUUCGUACGCCAUGCUGAUCGGCUUCGCCUUGGGCAACUUCGAAAUUUGGUUAAAGGUUGCUGUGGUCAAGGGAGACGUCCCCCUUCUGGUUUCGAGGCCGGCGCUGGGACAUCUUGGAAUGGUGCUCGAUGUUGAGCGGAACACCGCAACCUUCCGUGCCCUUCAAGUCGCGGACUUUCCUCUUUUGACCACGGAGACGGGACAUCCUGCUCUCCCUGUUCGUCCUGUACAGGCCAAUCACACGCUAGCGGGGGCCAAAGGCUGGUCCGAUGAGGAGAUCCGCAUCCUCCCGCGCGCAGUGCAAUACAUGGUGGGACUUCAGGGGCAAGGGGAAGGGUCUUCGGUGUGGUCUAGCAUGAUGGUCUUCGAUGUGGAGGAGUUGAGUUCCGGAGAGUCAGUUCCACCCCUUCCUCUACCACGGGCCCUGGACCUCGACAAGGUAGUCGACAGUCUACAGCAGAAGCACACCCUCCUCAUGAAGACAGUCCACGUCUUGGAGAAGAACGAGAUCCUUUUUCAAUCCAAGCAGCUGGAACACGGAGCAUCAAGACCAGAAGUGGUGACCAGACAGAAGGGACUAUGGGAGCUCACCCGGGACGAGCUGUUGCGCGAGGCGGAGGCCCGGAGAUUGACUAUCCACCCCCGGUGGACCGUCACCGAGAUCCGCUCAGUCAUCCAGGAGGACCUUGCGAAGGAAGGGGACUCCGAGACACCGAUGCCUCACUUGAACAAGAUGAACCUCGAGGAGCUGGAGGCGGCGGUUGGCGCAGCGGGGAUCGAACUUCCCUCGAAGUACAACAGAGAGAUCCUCAUGAGGCUACUGCGAGACAACGGGGGGAUGGGGCCUCAGACUCUCAUGAACUUCGGUCGCUACCAGGGCAUGAUGUUCUCCCACACUCCACAUGGGUACCGGGCUUGGGCCAUCAAGGAGAUGCACAGCAACGAGAACGCCAGCGAGGACCUGAAGAUGUAUGCCACCUGGUGCGAGAAGGAGGAGAAGAAGACGUUGAGCAAGACGAGGACUCCGGAGCCCUACAUCGACCCCGAGACCAAUGCGAAGAUUCCCUACGUGCCCGAGGAGGAGAACUCGUCGGCGUGGAGCCUGGUGCCGCCCUUUCGCGGGUACCUGGGGACCAGCCCGAAGGCCAGAGCCGGCCCCUUGAACCUCAGCGAGAUCCCGCACUACCCGUUGACACCACCCCGGAACCUACGGAGGCCAGCACCUUCGGCCAGCGGAUCACAGGUGGGAGAGAUGGAGGAGGACAUGGAUCCCGAGCACGAGAUAGCCAACCUGGAGCGGAGGAGCGAGGAAGGCGGGGCCUUCCAGGAAUGCCUGGAGGGGGAUGGGGAGGUCCCUGGCCCUGCCGAGAACAAAACUUCCCCGAACACACAGGAGAAGAUCAAGGACUACGACAUCGGUGAGGAUGACGACUUCACCCGUGAGUGCCUUGUCGGAGAUCACUACGGCCCCCUCAAGACCUCUAAGGACACGAUCACGGAGAAGGAGGUCAUUGCAAAGUGCGAAGAAGUUGCGAAGGCCAAGCUCCAGAGCAAGAGCUUCGAGUACGGAGAUCUGUUGGAAGUGCUUCGAAAGAUCCCUAUGAAAGGCACCCGGAGGCAUCGAGACAUUGAAGGAGGACGAGGCGCGGUGGCCCAUAGCCUGGUUGGAGGGCUCUACUCGCACGGCUCCAAGUACGGGAUCACGAAGCGCAGCAUGGACCUCCCGUGGACCACCCGUUUUAUCAACGCCUGCAUGAAGAGCAAGGUCAAUGGUUCAUGGACAUCUUUCGCCUUGUUAAAGGGGGUUCAGACGUCUGUGCACAAGGAUGUACACAACAUUCCCGGACGCGAGACCAUCACCAUCUCACUCGGGAACUUCUCUGGCGGUGAACUUUGGGUGCAUCAACCUGAGCUCAAGGACUCCGAAGAGGCAGAGGUCGUGUGGAAGAGGGAUCCUACGGGGGAUGGGUCGGCUCGGCUUCCAGGAGUACUGCUCUCCACCAAAGAGAACCCCACUUCCUUCGACCCCCGGAACUACCACGCCACAGAGGACUGGGAUGGUGAGAGAUGGUGUCUAUCGCUCUUUUGCUCGAGAGGAUACCCACAGAUCACAGAGGAGCUGAGAGAACAUCUUCGUGACCUACGUUUUCCUCUACGUGGCCUACCUGCGCAGGAGAGAUCGGAUUCCAUCUCUGGACCAACUGAGAGACCAAGGAAAAGCACUCGAAAAUUGCUUUGGCAGAGGGCUAAGCGCUUGGCAUCUUUGACUACGUGGUGUACGAUGGCUGCUUCGUUAUGUACGACCGAGAUCCUGGCUGCGCCGCGUGGAGUCAACAGCGUGGCCCUGAUGGAACUUGGGGGCUGGGAGAAAACCAUCGAGCUGGGGACGCACGACUUCCUCACUACGGAACCCCUCACGUAUGAGGACGUCUCUGCCAAAGAAAAUCACCCUACAGACAUGUGGAAGGAGUUGCAGCCAGCUACCCUGUGGAUCCAUGGGGUGGGCGACGACGUUUGCCCGUCCUCAGUUGGGGAACUGGCGAGGUGCCAAACACUCCGUGGCAGAGGUGUCGUGGUCGAGGCUGAGCAGAACGAUAACAUCUGGAAUGAAGAGUGGGUGCUGGAGGUCGCGGAUCUCGGGGACAUGGUGAAAGACGAGGUUAGGGAUGGAAGGCGGACCUUGUCAGUGAACCGAGAAGACAACGACAUCUUCAAGUGCUCCGACGAGGCGGUGAAAGAGAAGAUGGAAGCCUACCUUAAAGACAAGGUGGAGAACGCCUACGUUGUCGAAGCCGGGAAGGAAAACACGACUGGCGUUGAAGAAGGACUCCGUGGAGCGAGCGCCAUCAGUUUCCGCGACGAAAAGAACAUAUCGAGUGAGGUCAAGACAGCCCUAAGAAGGCUGCACCAAAACUUGGGGCACCCAGAUCGAGAUGACUUAGCCAGACACCUGAGAAUGGCUGGUGCCGGCCCCGAGGUGAUACAAGCCGUGAAGAGGAUGUCCUGCCAGGUAUGCGAGCGCAACAAGAGGGGACUGUCUGCUAAGCCGGCCAGUUUUCCCACACUGCUGGAGUUCAAUCAAGUUGUGGCCCUGGACGCCUUCUCUUCCUACGACAGUACAGGGACGAGGUAUGAGUUCAUGAUGGCUCUGGACUUGGGGACGGGCUUUGGCUUAGCAUCAUCCCUCCAAGGUCAUUCGAGCGAGGCCAUGGAGGCGACCUUCAACGAGAUGUGGUGUCAGGUAUUCGGACCCCCGUCGGUCCUAGCCCUGGACCUGGAGUCCGGCCUUCAAGCUGGCUUGGCGAGGUUCAGUGAGUGGCACGGGACCAAACUACGACCAAUAGCAGCACAGGCCCACUACCAGCAAGGAGCAGUAGAGAGACACAUCAGAUUGUGGAAGGAAGUUUGGGCGAAGAUCGUCGACGAGCACGCCGUGAUUGAGGAAGACGUACCCAUGGCCAUCACCUCGGUGAACACAGCCCUGAACACCUUGAAGAGGGAUUCCGGGUUCAGUCCUUCGCAAGCAGUGUGGGGCAGAGAUCCAGUCGUGCCUGAGGAAGUUCUCAACGGUCCUCAUGGUGAACAUCUCGACCAUGUCCUUUCUAAAGACAGGAGACGAGCUAAGGAGAUGAGCAUCAGGAGUGCUGCGAAAGAGGCGUACUUCAAGUGCCAUCGUGACGCCAAAUUCCGAAGAGCCCUUCUACAACGAAGCAGAGUAGCAGGGCCAGAACUCCAAGUGGGGGACCACGUUUACAUGUACCGGAAGCCCAAGAAUCAGAAGACUUGGUACUGGUACGGCCCGGCUGUGAUCAUCGGGAGAGAAGGUCCAAACUACUGGACCUCCUUCGGAGGGAGGUGUCAUCUCGUAGCACCUGAGCACAUCCGACUGGCUACUGGGGAAGAGAUCGGACAAGGAUUCAUUCUCAGGACAACCAAAGAGGAUUUGGCGCGUCUCUUAGAAGCGGAUUUCAAAGAUGAGGACCUCUUUGUCGGAACACCAGGCGAAGCAGAAGGCGACCCCGAACUACUACAAAGUGGAGAUCCCGAACGAGGCCCUAAGGAACCUAGAGAACAUCCCCCAGAAGGACAUCAACCAGUGCGGAAGAGAGUUCGGACUAAGGGGCCUGCUCCAGGCCCUGGAAACAGUGAGCAGCAAGAAAGAGCCAUCCCCGAGGACGAGGCGACGAGGAUGAACCACGUGCACAUGGCAAAGAGAGCCCCUACUAGGCGCAGCCGUGAAAAAGCCCUCGAGAAGGAGAUCCCCUGGUCUUUGGUUCCCGAAGAACAACGAGAUCAAUUUCGCCAGGCAGAACGAAAACAGUACGACGAACAUUUGCAAUAUAGAGCCCUGGAGCCCCUGGACGUGGAGACCAGUAGGGAAGUCAGUGCCAAGAAAGGGGAGAGGGUCCUGGAUAGCCGGUUUGCGUACCGUGACAAGAAUUGGAGCAAGCGGCGCAAAGAUCCGGGAACGGAAUGGAAACCGAAGUCGCGGUUAGUGAUCAGUGGACACCGUGAUCCAGACCUCCUUUCAGGACUUUCCACACACGCUCCAACGAUCUCGAGACAAGGAAUACACCUUCUCCUCCAGAUCCUCGCCUCGAAUCUGAAGAAGGGAUGGACCGGUCACGCAGGAGACGUGACAGCAGCUUUCCUUUCAGGAGAAGAACUGGAAAGGGAGUUAUACCUCCGUCAGCCCCGUUCCGGCUUGGGCGACCUCCAUCCGGAACAACUCCUACGUAUCCGGAAGGGGAUCUUUGGCCUCGUUGACAGCCCGUCCUCUUGGUGGAAGAAGUUGAAGAAGACUCUCAAGGAACUCGAGAUCGAGGACGAGAAUAAGAAGAGAUGGAGAGUGACGCAGUGCUCUUUGGAUCAUUGCAUCUUCAUGGUCCAGGCGAUCAAUGGAGAGGGAGAAGACGGCACCCCGAUCCUUGGACCUCCCGAAGCCUACCUGGGAGUCCACGUAGAUGAUAUUCUUCUUGUCGGUGAAGACAGACUCUGUCAGUUGAUAAAGCAGGAGCUCAGUUCAGUGUUUCCCAUCCACGAGUGGGAGACCGGGAGCUUCGACUACGUGGGAUCCUUCAUCGAGAUCGGCGAGGACCAGGUGACGUUGUCGCAGUCCAGCUAUGUCAACACUCGUCUCUUCACUCUGGAUAUUAAGCCGGGGCAAGUGGACUGGGAGAGUGCCGAUGAAGAACAGCGACACGACAAUAUGUCCUUGAUCGGAGCGUUGUCGUGGCUGGCGAGUCAAUCUCGCCCGGACCUUCAAGUAGGAGUGUCGUUGAGUCAGCAAUGUCAACGACAACCCACCGUCGGCGACCUCAAGUUCACGAACCUCCUGGUCAAGAGAGCUCUUGAACAUCAAGAUCAAGGCGUGGUCUUCAGGAGCAUCGAUCUGGAGAAAGCAGUACUACUCUGCUACCACGACGCUGGUUGGGCCAACUGUCCCCAGAGCCAGGAGGACCCGUACUACUCCCUGACGUUCGAAGAGGAGAAGCAAGGACUGAUCCAAGAGGGCCCCUAUGCGAUCCGAGAGAGGAAGGCUAAGAGGGCGAACUCAUCGAUCGCUUCCCAAAUUGGAAGCCUCUUCGUGCUGGCCAACGAAGAGAUCCUCAGCGGCUCGCGUGAGGCAGGCAGCAUCCUCGACUGGAAGAGUGGGGCCUGCGAUAGAGUUUGCCGAUCAACUUUCGCGGCGGAGACGAUGGCCUGCGCAUCCGCCAUUGAGACGGGGGAGUAUAUCCUGAAGUUCCUCGAAAGUCUCCUAAGGGGCAGUUUGUACAGGAAAGGAACGACCAGGUUCAAAGCCCGCUUUCUCUCUGACUGUAGAAGCUUGUUCGAUCACCUCACAAGGGAGGGAGUCCCUCGGGUACCCAGCUGCAAGCGGCUCGCUAUCGAUUUGGCUGCUAUCCGUGACGAUUUAGAAUGCUUUGGGAGGCUUGCCUGGAUACCCACCGGGAGUCAGAUGGCAGAUUUGCUCACCAAACCGCUGAAGAGCGGUCAAUGGUGGGCACAACUCCGAGAGGGAAUCAAGUUGACUUUCAGAGAGGAUCUUCCGAAGCAGUGUAAAGCUGUGGAAGUAAGCUUCGGUUGA